AUGUCUUAUAACAAUAUUUUACACGUAGCGCUUUUGGUUCUUACUUGUCUCGAAGCUGUACGUGGACAAGCCAGAAUAGUUGGUGGUGGAACAACACCAAUAGCUCAAAAUCCUUUUGUUGUAAAUAUACGUGACAAUGGAGGAAAGUUGGUGUGUGGAGGAUCUUUGGUUGAUCCACGUUUUGUUGUCUCCGCUGCUAGCUGCAUUAAGCCAUAUAAAGCUAAUCAACUGACAGUACAAGGUGGUGCUCAAAUGUUCUCAAAUCCCGGUGUCAGGCGUAAGAUCGACCGCAUCAUAUAUCCUGCAAACUAUGACAACGUAACCUUGGACUAUGAUGUUGUUGUACUGAGAUUGGGAAAUGAAUUAACUGGUACAAAUAUCGGCACUAUAAAUUUACGUACAAGUGGAGUUCCCGUUGGUGCAAAUUUAAAAGUCUUGGGAUGGGGAAGAUUAAGUGAAAAUGGUGAAAAUUCUAAUGCUCUGCAAUCUGUGCUUGUUGCCGCGAUUUCAAAGGAGGAUUGCUUGCAAUCAUAUGAGUUAACGGCAACAAUGUUCUGUGCUAAAGGACCAAAUGCUGAUGCUUGUGAAGGUGAUGGUGGUGGUCCAGCUGUAUUGAAUAAUGAGCUUGCUGGUAUUGUGUCAUGGGGAUUCGGUUGCGCUCGUCCUAAUUAUCCUGGUGUAUACACAAGUGUUGCUAAAGUUGCUCCUUUUAUUAAUCAAGCUAUAAGCAAUAAUUCAUAA
Molecule: messenger RNA, 741 nt
Organism: Teleopsis dalmanni
Lineage: Eukaryota; Metazoa; Arthropoda; Insecta; Diptera; Diopsidae
Product: trypsin alpha-3-like
Exons: 1
Coding region: 1-741 (246 amino acids)
Biological process (GO): proteolysis
Molecular function (GO): serine-type endopeptidase activity
Source: RefSeq, a predicted model, not a curated record